AUGAAUGUCCGGUCGAAGACUUUGGAGUUAUGGGUCCCAUUAUAUCAAGACCUCCUGCAUCGAAUGACCAUGAAACUACUGUCGGAUGUAAUGGUUCUGAUGGUUGAUGGACGAAAUUUGUGUGAACUUGGAAACUCCCUUUUAAUUCUUGAGGCAUAUAAUCUGCACAGUGCAGGCGAUAUGUAUUGCGUCUGGUUAUCUUUGACUCAAAUGAUAAGUGGAUCUACAUUUUCAUAUUCCAGAAGCCAUGACUUUGUUCUUAAUCCGGUUCCUAACUGGAUCAUAGCCAAGGGGUUAAGUCCUCCAUAUAUCAUUCCUGAAGAGAUUUAUCGAAAGAGGGAACUGGGCAUUCGAAAUGAAAGAGGCAUUAAGAAGAUAAAAAUUAAAAUCCCUUCAACAAAGUUUGCUUCCACCUCUGAGCCUGCUGAUAAGAUGCCUAAAGUAGUUUUGAUUCCAGACCAUAGUAGUCCUAAAGAUCAAGCAUCCCACGCACCUAGAAAGACUCUAAUUCAGGGAGAUGAAAGCUCUGGAGAUCAGGGUCCUAAAGAUCAAGGGAAUGUGAUUGGAGUUUCAGUCGGUAAAGAACGCGGUGUUCUUCGUUAA
Molecule: messenger RNA, 603 nt
Organism: Fraxinus pennsylvanica
Lineage: Eukaryota; Viridiplantae; Streptophyta; Magnoliopsida; Lamiales; Oleaceae
Source: the annotation of a GenBank genome assembly